GCAGCUAGCUAGCAAGCUUUAGAAUGAAAAGCCAAACAACGUGACAGUCUAUAAUUUAGUGUCACUCAUAAUUAUCCAUAUUUGUCUUGUUUCAUUGACAGAUUUUUUUGUUUACACACAAUUCUAGCCAAUAUGUCAGCGCCGAAGAAGGGAGAUCUAUCUUCCACCGAGAGGGAAUUAUUCGUAGUUAUUGCUGCAGGUAAAGCCUCUUUACUUUAAUGCUAACGCUAGCUAGCUAGACAGUACGCUUGCUACUGUAGUCUAGAUAAGAUAUGAGAUUGCUGUACCACUUCACAUUAGCUAGUAUGUAAUGUAAUGUGUUAAAUUAUGUUGCUAAUGAUGGUGGCUAUAUGGCUAAUUUGAUAGCUCAAUCCAGCAAGUUGUAUUGCCCUGUAAACUUGCUAACUGCUGUAGCUAGCUGGCCAAGCUAGUACCACAGAUAGUUAUAAAAAUCUCAAACUCUGCUAGUACUGUACAGGACUACUAGACGUUAUGUUAGCUAGCUAGCCAGUUCAUGAAAUUGCUGAUACCGUUUUCUAGACAAGACAACUGUUGGUUGUUUCAAGCCUUGGUUAGCUGGAGGCAGUGUUCCUAGCUUCCAAUGCAAUACAAUCGCUUGAAGGUAUAGCAUGCAUGUACAAGUAAUGAUUGACCUUUGAUGCUUUUUCUCAGGAAAUGUUCAAGAAGCCUCAAGAUUAUUGGGUUGCAAGGAUGUCAGAGUCAACUGUUUGGAUGAGGUAAAGGCAGAAAUGGUUUCGAUUUUUCAACGAUCAAGAAUGUCUCUUUUGUUAUCGAUAUCAGUUUUGAAGUUAUGGAUUUAUGCUCUUCAUAAUUUGUCUGCAAACUGGACAGUAAGGAAACCACAGGCAGCAUAUCUCUUUUUGUUUAAUAAUAUUGCCUAUGUCUGCUCAUCAAGUGGCAGGCAGUGCAGUCCAGUCCAGGCACUCCACAGUUUAGCAAAGGCUAAUUUCCGCUAUUUCAUUGCCUUUAUUGUGCAUUCUACCAUGCUGUACAAUGGGAAAUAUCUUUGUGUAGAUUUAAUUCAGCAUCAUUUGUCUGUAAUAAGCUACUUAAAUUAUGUAUAUCUACAACAUAUACAACUUGCAGUUCUGUUUCUCCUCCUCAGAAUGGGAUGACUCCCCUCAUGCACGCUGCAUACAAGGGCAAGGCGGACAUGUGCAAGCUGCUACUGCAACAUGGGGCAGAUGUGAACUGCAAUGAACACGAGCAUGGUUACACCGCACUGAUGUUCGCUGGGCUAUCCGGUAAGCACAUUUUCUCACAGUUAAAUUGCUGAGAAAGGAUAUCCCUGUUUAGAUUAGGGGGCCCCGUGGUGAAUUCAUUGAUUUGACUGUGUGCAGUAACUUUUUUCUCCCCGCGUUGCCAUAUAGGUAAGACUGAUAUCACCUGGAUGAUGUUAGAUGCAGGAGCGGAGACAGAUGUGGUCAACUCCGUCGGGCGAACAGCAUCUCAGAUGGCUGCGUUUGUCGGUAUGUACAGUAAGGAUAUCACAUAUAAUAGGAAGUAUAUGUGACAUCUGUGACAUAGAAUAAACUUGAAUGACUCCAUAUUGGCACUGCCCUUUAUUCUGGUCAUGUUCAUUAGGGCACAUUCUGUUUGGAGCCUUAUGAAUGCAACCUCUGUCACAGUGAGACAUUGGAACUUGUUUCUUACCCAGGUGUAUCUCCUCUCUCCUCUCCCCAGGGCAGCAUGACUGUGUGACGGUGAUCAACAACUUCUUCUCGCGGGCCAGGCUGGAGUACUACACCAAACCCCAGGGGCUGGAGAAGGAGCCCAAGCUGCCCCCCAAACUGGCAGGGCCCCUCCACAAGAUUAUCAUGAGCACCAACCUCAACCCCGUCAAGGUAAAAGACCACCACCGCUGUCUCUGGGUCACAAUACGGAAUUGUGGUUUUGGAGUGAGAUAUUAAGUGAUCCAUAUUUGAUCAAAAUAAUGACCAGACAACUCAGACCACCAAGGAUAUCAGGCAAAAAAAAGAAAGCAGACUUAUUCAGACUAAAGCCACGUUUUUUGGAGAACUGUAAAAGGCAAAACACAAAGACAGUCCACCACCAAUAUAACCCUAUCCGUGCGUUAUGUCACCUUUUAUAAAGCAUAGCUUUUUGGGGAAUAGUGGGUUAUGUGACUUUUGGCAAUGCAUCCUACAUAGGGAGCGAUUAUGUUACCCUUUUAUAGAGUAUGACACCCCCCCCCCCCCUCCUCUGUCUCUCCCAGAUGGUUCUUCUGGUGAAGGAGAACCCAGUGCUGGCCGAGGCGGAGGCCCUGGAGAAGUGCCGGCGGGUGAUGGAGCUGAUCUGUGAGAAGUGUGUGAAGCAGCAGGACAUGAACGAGGUGCUGGCCAUGAAGAUGCACUACAUUAGCUGUGUGCUGCAGAAGUGUGGCUCCUUCCUCAAGGAGCGCGACGACAAGCUGGAAGGACUCAUCAAGAGGUGGGUGAGGGGUUUGGAUUGUAUGGGCUGGUUUCCCAGACAUAUGAACAUGUAAAUACAUAUGGGGCUGGUUUCCCGGACACUAUUGUUUUCUAUUUAUAGAUAUUUUUUUAUUAAACUGGACUGACAGAGGAUGUCAAUGCAAAAAGUCGGAAAGAUAAGGAAGAAAUUGCUAUGAAAUGCAUAUAUCUGGCUUCACUGAUGAUGUGUAGAAAUACUCUGACACACUAAAUCUGUUUUUGAUUGUUAUAUAUACUGUAUUGCAAUGCAUAUAACCCCAGAUGUCAUUGCUGUCCCCAUGCAGCUUGUUGAAGGGCCGGGACAGUGACGGCUUCCCGCUGUUCCAGGAGAAGUUCAUCAGAGAGUGCAUCCGCAAGUUCCCCUACUGCGACGCCACACUGCUGCAGCAGCUGGUCCGAAGUAUCGCUCCUGUGGAGAUCGUGAGUCUUCAAUCAAACCAUAAAGCCCCUUUUCCAUUAAUAGUUGUCACAAAGUGCUUUUACAGUCAUGCUCUCUCUUGUGAUGUCUGUCUGUGUAUUUAAUAAUGACUGAUUUUGCAACGUCAGUUUGAGUGAAACUCCACUUGUAAUAGUUUCCUGUUUUGGGCUUAAUAACCUUUUAACCUUUUAUACUGUUAGGGCCGGUUUCCCGGACAAUGAUUAAGCUUAGUCCUGGACUAAAAAGCAUGCUCAAUAAAGAAUUCCCAUUUAAAAUAGCUUUUUAGGCUUAAUCUGUGACCCUUAGUGUCAUUUUCAAUUGUUUGUACUGUAUAUCUUGUGUAUAUUUUGAAUUUCUCUCCCAUUUCCCCUUUCUGUCCUGGUCAGGGUAACGAUCCUACAGCCAUCUCAGUUUUGACCCAGGCUAUCACAGGACAGGUGGGCUUCAUGGACGCAGAGUUCUGUACCACCUGUGGGGAGAAGGGAGCAGAGAAGAGAUGCUUCAUUUGUAAAAUGGUAGGCACAAUGCCAUUUUCUCACAAUAACUCAUAUCAAUAUAGUAAAAUGCUAUAUUCAUAUAUCCACUGUCAUCAUUCAUAGAACUGCAAUAGCAAUGGUCAAUCUGUCACUAUGUGUCCUUGCAUCCGAUGCAUGGGCCUCUGUUCUUGCCCCGCACAUGCAACGUUUUUGUGUUCCUAUAGGUGAUAUACUGUGCCCCAGCCUGCCAGAAAAUGCACUGGUUCACCCAUAAGAAGGUCUGCAAGCAGCUUCAGGAGCAGAGAGAAAAGCACGAGGCAGAGUCAGCCAAGCUGAUGGAGCGACAGAGGAAAGGUAUUGGAGAAAUAUUCUUGGACUGUACAUUUUCAUGUGUCACCUCUUGUGUAAUUUGUAUAUGUUUCGUUGUAAUUUUAAGUGACCAAGGAUUACAUUAUACAUUAAACACAUUGGUUACGAAAGGAUGCUUGGUUUUGAAUAGGAUGCUUCAAAAGUGGUAGUUAGCUUAAAUAGUCUUUCCAUUGCGUUGUGUUACGAGGCGUCAUGUUAACAGUUUGUUCCUUAUGUGUUUCUCAGAGCAGAGCCAGGCGGUAGAGGAGGCGGCAGGCUCCAUGCAGGACCUCUCAGUGGGACCCAAUGAAGACUCUCCGUCUUCCCCCUCCGACAACCAAGCAGACCCCCCUAGUCCUGACUCCACCACUCCAGCCACAGAGAACUGAAGGGGGCCUGUAAGGGAUGUUCAACACAGGUGCACAAUGCCUAUAUACCCAGCUAUCUCCCCUACUCCAGGUCUACACUGUUGUCCUAGAAGGUGUUAGGGAGGCCUGCCAUGUAAGGCCCAACAGUUAACCUGGGGAUGAAGUACGCAGGAGCUUCACACAAGCUUCAGGCCUGAACCGAUGGGAAAGGAUCCCUUAUUUAUUGAUGAUCUGACAUUGUUUUCUACCAAAGCAACGCAGCACUAUUGCACACAACGAAGAAAGGUUAGGGUCACGAAUGUCUAAGCUUUUUUCCAGCAUUCAUAUUCAAUGUGAAAUGUCUAUGUAGACUAAUAUUAUGUUGAUGGUUUUUGUUCAAGAAUAAUGGAAAGUGCUUCAGGGAGUGUGAUGUAAAGAAGUAGUAGUAGAUUUAAUCAAUAUUUUAUUUGUUCAUGUCCUUUUAAAACUAGUAAUUCUGCGUCCAGUAAUUGCCCUAGUUAAAAGAUAAAGGACAUCAUAUUUCCAAACAUACAGUAAAGUGGCUUGAAUUGGCCAAGAACAAAAUGACUUUAAAGUUACUAUAACCUCCUCCUGGAAAAGCAACUUGGCAAAUCCCUCUAACAAUUUUUCUGUUUUGUUGAAUACUGAUGUUUCAAAGAUCUCAAAUGACUAAUUGCAAUACAACAGAAUAAACACCACUGUACUCUCUAUGUGCUUUUGAUGGUAUGACAGAUUAGACUAGCCUGGGUAUCAGUCUGUUUGUGCCAUCAUGCC
This is a messenger RNA of Coregonus sp. 'balchen', 4855 nucleotides long. The record is from the annotation of a GenBank genome assembly. NCBI's taxonomy places the organism in Eukaryota, Metazoa, Chordata, Actinopteri, Salmoniformes, Salmonidae.